GGUAUCUCAAUUAAAGCAUUUUGAACAAUGAAAUUUGAUGAGAUAACAAAAGCAUUGGAGAAGGAUUGGAAGUAUAUGAUGAGGAUAAAAAUGAAUUAAAUUAUUAUGUAGAUGGAUUUGGAAAGGGAUUGAAAGUAUAAAGAGGAAGAAAGAGAGCCUAAAGACAGAAAAUUGGGAAAUAAAAUACAUUGGAUUUGGAAAAGGUUAAAAUGUUUAUGAGGAGAAGAAGAAAGAGAAUGAUUAAGUAAAGGGGAGGAUGUUUGUAAAGUGGAAAGUUAAGAAAAAAUGAAUUUCAGAGGAAUGGUUUUGGAGAGUCUUUAGGAACGAUUGAUAAUUAGGACAAAUAAAUAGAAGGUUAAAGUUAAUAUGUAAAGUUGC
Molecule: messenger RNA, 378 nt
Organism: Paramecium sonneborni
Lineage: Eukaryota; Ciliophora; Oligohymenophorea; Peniculida; Parameciidae
Source: the annotation of a GenBank genome assembly